Messenger RNA from Candoia aspera, 2996 nucleotides. RefSeq names its product MAGUK p55 scaffold protein 7 (gene MPP7). Bases 383 to 2113 code for a protein of 576 amino acids. Gene Ontology annotation, cellular component: plasma membrane; cell-cell junction. The transcript has 17 exons. Lineage: Eukaryota; Metazoa; Chordata; Lepidosauria; Squamata; Candoiidae. Gene Ontology annotation, biological process: protein localization to adherens junction. The record is from RefSeq and is a predicted model, not a curated record. Gene Ontology annotation, molecular function: protein binding.
GCCCCCAGGGGAAUGGGGAGGACGCGGGUGGACCGAGCGCUGUAGCCGAGCGCAGCCUGUCGCUACGUGUGGCGCCCGGGGCAGGUGGAAGGAGGAACUGCGGGGCCGCUGCGCCUCCCCCACGCCGACUCGGAAGGGUCGCUGCUGGCCGGCGGCUGCGGUAAAGCGCCGAAGAGAAGGGGAAUUGGGCGGGAUUCGCCCUGCCGGCUGCUCCUCCCUGAAGGACGGACGGACGGACGGUCCAGGGUCGUUCUGCUGAGCCCUAGAGCGGCGGUGGAAGCAGAAGCAGGGCACUUUGAAAUUGCCCAAACCUUACUGGGGAACGUGUCUGCCAGCAGUUGAAGUGAAACUCACCACCGCUUUCUGGCUGAAGUUCUGAACGAUGCCAGCUUUAUCAACUGGAUCUGGUGGAGAUACAGGUUUGUAUGAGCUGCUGGCUUCACUGCCAGCCCAGCUGCAGCCACAUGUGGACAAUCAAGAAGACCUGACCUUCCUCUGGGAUAUGUUUGGUGGAAAAAGCCUUCAUUCUCUGGUAAAGAUUCAUGAGAAAUUGCAUCACUAUGAAAAACAGAGCCCUGUGCCCAUGUUGCACGGUGCAUCAGCCUUGGCAGAUGACGUGGCUGAGGAACUGCAGAGUAAACCACUAAACAGUGAGAUCAGAGAACUGUUGAAGCUACUGUCCAAACCCAAUCUCAAGGCUUUGCUUUCUGUGCAUGAUACUGUUGCUCAGAAAAGCUAUGAUCCUGUAUUGCCUCCCAUGCCUGAGGAUAUUGAUAAUGAAGAAGAUUCUGUGAAAAUCAUCAGGCUCGUAAAAAAUAGAGAACCUCUGGGGGCUACUAUUAAAAGGGAUGAACAUACAGGAGCUGUUGUUGUGGCUCGGAUAAUGCGAGGAGGAGCAGCAGACCGAAGUGGUCUCAUUCAUGUAGGCGAUGAGCUUAAGGAAGUCAAUGGAAUUCCUGUGGAUGAUAAAAAACCAGAAGAAGUUAUACAAAUUCUGUCUCUGUCCCAAGGAGCCAUUACAUUUAAGAUUGUACCCAGUAUCAAGGAAGAUGCCCCAUCAAAAGAAGGCAAGAUCUUCAUGAAAGCUCUUUUUGACUAUAAUCCCAGUGAAGAUAAAGCAAUUCCCUGUAAAGAAGCUGGACUUCCUUUCAGGAAAGGUGAUAUUCUUCAAAUCAUGAGCCAAGAUGAUGCAACCUGGUGGCAAGCCAAGCUGGAAGGUGAUGCCAAUCCCCGAGCAGGCUUAAUUCCUUCAAAGCACUUCCAGGAAAGGAGACUUACAUUAAGAAGAUCAGAUAUACAGAUUCGGCCCUCGAAGAUUUCAAAUAAGAAAUCAUCUGGUUUUAGGAGAAGUUUUCGCCUAAGCAGAAAGGACAGAAAAACAAACAAGACAAUGUAUGAAUGCAAGAAGAGUGAUCAGUACGACACCGCAGAUGUCCCAACCUAUGAAGAAGUAGCAAAAUAUAGGCGGCAGCCUAAUGAAAAAUACAGGCUUAUUGUCUUAGUUGGGCCUGUUGGUGUAGGACUGAAUGAACUAAAACGGAAAUUGUUAAUCAGUGAUACUCACCAUUAUGGUGUGACAGUUCCACACACAACAAGACCUCGAAGGAGCCAAGAAAGUGAUGGUGUUGAAUACAAUUUUAUUUCCAAGCACUUGUUCGAGACAGAUAUACAGAACAACAAAUUUAUUGAAUAUGGAGAAUAUAAAAAUAAUUACUAUGGUACCAGCAUUGACUCAGUUAGAUCUGUUCUGGCAAAAAAUAAAGUUUGUUUGCUAGAUGUACAGCCUCAUACGGUGAAGCAUCUAAGGACAUUGGAAUUCAAACCAUUUGUUAUAUUUAUAAAACCUCCAUCAAUUGAGCGUUUAAGAGAGACACGAAAAAAUGCCAAAAUAAUCUCAAGCAAGGAUGAAAAAGCUGCUGCCAAGCCUUUCCAAGAAGAAGACUUUCAAGAAAUGAUUAAAUCUGCACAAAUUAUGGAAAGUCAAUACAGCCAUCUUUUUGACAAAGUUAUAGUGAAUGAUGAUCUCACCACAGCAUACAAUGAAUUGAAAACAAUCUUUGACAAACUGGAGAGAGAAACAUUUUGGGUCCCAGUCAGUUGGGUGCAUUCCUAACGCUACACAAACGUUUCACAAUACUUUAAUAUGGUACUUAGUUGGGUCUGAGUGGACAUACUGUUGCUUGGGUCCUUUUCUCGUUAUGACAAGUUAGAUACACGUUGCAGUAGAAUGUUGAUCUUAUUUUCUGUGGGUUAGUAGAGUUCUCUAGGCAGCAGAACACAGCAAAGCCUUAUUUUUACUGGAUUCUUUCCUUAUUUUUUUAAAAAAAAUUAUCCUCAACUAUUGUAAUACCAUCUUUCAUAAAUAAUUUGCACUCUACCAUGACAUUUCCUUUAAGCUAAGGUUUGAUAGAAGAUCUUAAGAUGAGAGAUCACUGCUAAUACCAUAUAUAGUUUUUGUUAGCACUUGAAAAUGUUAUAACUGGAGCAUUUUUUUGUUAACGAUGUAAGUGUCCAAUACUGAUCUAUACACAUAGAAUGCAAACUGCUCCUCUACAUUCAGCUUGACAUUGAGCAAAUUUAAGUUACUUUGGUGGAAAAAUUAUCUUAGAUAUUUUCAACAAGCAAUAUAUAAUAUUUUACAUCUUACGUAUUUGUAUAUUGACCUUUGGUGGGAUUUAAGACAAUGGGACAAGCUUGAGAUGGUUUGAAUAAUUCUUAUAUAAGAAUAAGAUGAUGUGGUGGAGGAUAGUAGCCUUUGCAACUGAGUCAGUUGUAUAAAUGUAUUUAUAUAAAUACUUGAUUAAUUUAAAUAUAUAUCUUUCUAAAGCUGCCUUUGAGAAAAACCUACAAGCUAUGUUUCAGUGUGAAAACUUGUGAAUCAUUCCCAUUUUACACAAGGCCAUGUAGUUAAUACUUAAAGCUGUGUUCUCUGAAAUGCAGAAAGGAACUUUAAAAAUUUCCUUGAUUUUCUGUUAACACCAAAUACGUUACUGGAU